GCUCAAAUAUCCUAUUUAAUUUCAUUAUAUUAUUCAGAAAAUUUAAAACCCUAGAAUGCUCAGAACUCUCACUCUCCUUCCUCGUUUCCCAUCAUAUAUUUCCAAUUCCAGUUCUUGCUGUAGGGUUUUCAAGCGCAAGAUGAGUGCAAAGCCGGCGGCGCCGAUCUGUCCGAAGUUUGUUUCUUUGGAAGUUGGAGAAGAUCCUACCACGAGUCUUUUCAAAGAUUCAAGGUUCCGUGUGGUGUCAUAUAAUAUUUUGGCGCAGGUUUAUGUGAAGAGUUCUUACUUCCCACACUCACCAUCUUCAUCUCUCAAGUGGAAAGCUCGUUCUCAAGCGGUUCUCACAGACCUUAAAAAUUUAAAUGCUGACUUCCUCUGCAUCCAGGAAUUAGAUGAAUAUGAUACCUUUUACAAAAGCAACAUGGAGAGCCAUGGGUAUUCCUGUAUUUAUGUUCAAAGAGAUGGGCAGAAACGUGAUGGAUGUGGGAUCUUUUACAAGAGUAGAAGUGCAGAACUGGUCUUACAUGAAGAAAUACAUUACAAUGAUCUCGUGACCUCUGUUGAUUAUGAUACUAGCUCAGUUGAGACUGAGGAUAAUGAUACAAAGGAUCAGACGAGCAAAGCAACACCAGAAGUUUCAGUUAAGGCGACCAAUAAUAGUGAUCAUGGAGACCCUAAUGAUCCUCGUGUGAGACUGAAACGUGAUUGUGUGGGUGUGCUGGCAGCAUUUAAGCUUAGUAAUCCUUCUCAGCACCUCGUUGUUGUGGCGAGUACUCACAUUUAUUGGGAUCCAGAAUGGAUUGAUGUAAAGCUUGCUCAAGUGAAGUAUCUUCUGCUGAGACUUACUCAGUUCAAGGAACUUGUUUCAAACAAAUACUGUUGCACACCUUCAGUGAUUGUCACGGGUGAUUUUAAUUCUACUCCUGGUGACGAGGUUUACAGAUAUCUUGUAUCUGCAAAUGCUGCUGCCGAGUCUUCAGGAUCCCCAUAUAAACUCUGCAGCCUUUACGGUACAAAUGGAGGAGAACCACCAUUCACAAAUGUUACACCGGGGUUCACAGGAACUCUAGAUUACAUAUUCUUAUCAAGCAGGGGCUACUUGAAACCGGUCAGUCUACUGGAACUUCCAGGUCCAGAAUCAGCAGACAUUGUUGACGGACUUCCAAAUUUACAUCACCCGAGUGAUCAUCUGCCCAUUGGUGGUGAUUUUGAGGUCCUUAGGUUUUCAAGCUCGACUAAGUUGCAUGAGGUCGAAGAUGAUCUUGUCAAAUUGAAGAUCGAGGAACAGAAAGAUUAGACACUGCUCUGUCUGUCGUAUGAGCAUAGAGUUAUAUUUAUGAUUUCAUAGGUACCGUCAAUUAUUUUUUCGGAAAAAUUAAUAAGAAUAAUUAUAAAGCUGAGUAUUGACACAUUUUUGUAUCUGAGGGCCAAAGCCAAGUGUUUCCUUCAGAGAAUAUUAGUCUUCUGAGAUUUAUAUGCUGAGAAUUCUAAGGCUAGCUUAGUGCUCAGUGCUGGGGACGUACUUAUUGUUUCAUUUGAGGGUAGAGAAAAUAAACUUUUUUUUAGAGAUCUUAACAAAUUAUUGUUCAUUGGCAGACAAGGGGUAAAUGAAUUCAUUAGAACGUUUCUGGUUGUAUGAUUUUACUGGUGCUGAUGAUUCAACUCCCUGAAGGCAAAAUAAUGAGGUCCCACUUAACAAAGCGUGAGCUCCUGAACUUUUUUUUAAGAUAAACCAUAGGCAGAAAAUUAUAUACCUACUUUUGACAUUCUCAAAUGCAUGCGAACGCAGUUACAAGGCCCACACAACAAUGGAAUAUUUUAGAUGCUACCAUAGACCACUAAGCUACACCCUUCACAACACUGCAACUCACAAUACUACGCCACCACCGGGAUAGAGAAGUAGGGUUCAACACCCUCGGCAGCGUUCACAUACUCAUCGCUGACGUGCCACUUCUGAAACUGCCGAGCUUUCUUCAUCAAAUACAGGGCAGAGGAAGCCAGGCCUUUCAAGCACACCAUGCUCCUUUUCCUCGCUUUGCUUCGCUCGACACCCCUCCUCUUGGCCCCAGAGGCCUCUGGAGGCAAAUGCGAGCGUCGGCCACUGGGGGGUAGCAACGUGAUUUUGUCG
Molecule: messenger RNA, 2128 nt
Organism: Asparagus officinalis (garden asparagus)
Lineage: Eukaryota; Viridiplantae; Streptophyta; Magnoliopsida; Asparagales; Asparagaceae
Product: carbon catabolite repressor protein 4 homolog 4-like
Exons: 10
Coding region: 56-1297 (413 amino acids)
Molecular function (GO): poly(A)-specific ribonuclease activity
Source: RefSeq, a predicted model, not a curated record